Messenger RNA from Cuscuta europaea, 2053 nucleotides. The record is from the annotation of a GenBank genome assembly. NCBI's taxonomy places the organism in Eukaryota, Viridiplantae, Streptophyta, Magnoliopsida, Solanales, Convolvulaceae.
GCACAUCCCUCUACGCCAUUAAACACUGAAACACAUAUAUGGAUUAUGGAGUAUUAUUCUUCCAAACGCAACUCUUCUCAUAAAGCUUCAUUCCCUUAACUUCCUUCCGGAUCUUGAAAGAUGCCAGCUUUAGCCGCACGUCGCUCGCCCAGACUAGCCGGCGGGAUCAAAGCCGUGGAUCCGGUGACUGUCAAUGUCGAGAUGCGCGUCUCUACUCCUCAGAAGCGCACGUUCGAUUCAGAAUCUUAUAUGUGUUCAUCUCCCCCAUCGGUGGAUAUGUCUCCAGCAAAGUGGAAGUCGCCUAGGCGAUGCCUCGCUGGUAGCCCGAGCAGUCCCGCAAUGGAGGUCAGGGAAGAUUGUUGUGAUAAAACAAUCAAAUUGAGGAAAUCACCGGUCAAAAAGAGGUUGUUUGACAGUUCCACUGACAAACCGAUCUGGAAUCCGAGAGACAUGGAGCAAUUGAAUGUUGUGAAGGAGGCAUUGCACGUAUCUACUGCUCCAUCAAACAUAGUUUGCCGAGAUGUCGAACAAAAUAGGGUUCUGGAGUUAUGCAAGCAAUGUGUUCAGCAGGAAAAGGCUAGCAGUUUGUAUGUCUGUGGAUGUCCAGGAACUGGAAAGUCACUCUCAAUGGAAAAGGUCAAAGAAGAAUUAAUUGAAUGGGCUAAAAAGGAGGAUCUUCAGCAACCAGAUGUGUUGUCCAUCAAUUGUACUUCUCUGACAAAAACUUCAGAAAUUUUUAACAAGAUACUUGAAAGGGUUCAGCCUCAGAAGAAGCUUAGUGGUUUGACUACACCACUGCAGCUUCUUCAGAAAUUGUUCUCGGUGAAGCAGCAAGCUGGCACAUCCAUGAUGUUAAUAGUUGCUGAUGAGUUGGAUUAUUUAAUCACCAAAGACCGAGCUGUACUUCAUGAUCUCUUCAUGCUAACAACAUUUCGUUUCAGUCGUUGUAUUAUAUUAGGAAUCGCUAAUGCUAUUGACCUUGCUGAUAGAUUCCUUCCCAAACUUCAGGCUUUGAAUUGCAAGCCGAUGGUUAUAACAUUUCGUGCAUACUCCAAGCACCAGAUCAUCAUGAUUCUUCAACAAAGAUUAGCAGCACUUCCAUACACAAUCUUCCAACCUCAAGCACUGGAGCUAUGUGCAAAGAAAAUUGCAACUGCAUCUGGAGAUAUGAGGAAAGCGCUUUCAAUUUGCAGGAGUGCAAUUGAAGUGUUAGAAGCUGAGAUUAGACACUCCAUCAACAGCCCAAGUUUGUCUAUGAUUGAGACGGAAGUUUGUAAUCCCCCUUCUGCUACUCUGAGGAUGCCAGAUAACAAUAUUGUGAGGGUUGACCAUGUUGCUAGGGCUUUAUCAAAUGCGUACAAAUCCCCAGCAGUAGACACCAUUCAGUCUCUUCCCCAACAUCAACAGAUCAUCCUUUGUUCUGCUGUAAAGCUGUUUCGUGGGGGAAAGAAGGAUUCGACUAUAGGCGAGUUGAGCAAACACUACAUGGAUGUCUGUAAAUCAACUUCAAUUCCAGCUAUUGGUAUUAUGGAACUGUCAAGUAUGUGCAGGGUGCUUGCUGACCAGGGGCUUCUAAAGAUAGGACAAUCUCGAGACGCUAAAUUGAGAAGAGUGACUUUGAUGGUUGAUGAAGCAGACAUCACUUUUGCAUUGCAGGGAAUUCGCUUCUUUCGUAACUGUCUUCAAUGAGCAUGGAAUUGCUGAGAUGAAUCUCGGCGGGAUCUUAUACUUCUGGUACUCUUGAUUGCUUCGCAUUCCAAUGAAUGAGUUGUUAAUGAAGGAAUAUAUAUUAGUUGCAUACACUAGGUAUAGAGGAUUUGACUAAAUCUAUUUAUAUAUGUUGUAAUAUGAUUAUAGAAAGUCCUCAAAUAGUCAAGGAAGCAUAUAGUGCGGUAAACUGUAGUAUUGCCUGCCCUAGGCAAGUUGGCAUAGUUUGGUUUCAAUGAGCAUUUGCUUAUGAUUAUGAAUAGAUGAAUGAGGAACUCCUUUGUAAUACAACUAUACAAGCAUUAUUAUAUAUGUACUCGGUACAAAAGGUCAAAAGUUACUUUUG